AUAUUAAGUUGUUCUGUUGGCUUAUUAUGCAUAUGAAACACAUUUUGCUGACGAGACAUACCAUUUCCCUACUGCGGUUCAUUAGUGGGCCAAAAACCGUUCGGCAAAAAGAUGGAGAAGAGUUGGAGAAUCGAGAGAAUGGUGGUGGAUUUAGUAUUUAGUCUCGGUGACGAUGAAGCAGAAGCAAACGAGCAGGGAAUACCAGACCACAGAGUUAUCUCAUUAUCCACCAGAGAUGGCGCUGGCGCUAGAAGAGUGGUAACUCUGACAACCAAAUCCAUACCACCGCCCAGCCCACGGCGGCAGUUGGCAGCGGAGUGAGGGGACAUCUGUCAGACUUGUGUCAGAGUUCUACAGGGUACAGUUUGCAAUUUUUCAAAAGUUAAAAAAUGGAUACCUGGCAAUCUGACGAAGACUUUUUAAGGGACAUGAAUGAGCUGAAUGAAAUUGGCGAAGAGGUCAAUGAACAAUUUUGGAUGAUAGACAGCAGCAGCAAUGAGGAACCGCCCGAAGCAAAACCGACAUCUGUUAUUCCUAUCGAGACCCCUACAAUUUCCAGUGCUGCAACCCAAAGGAAAAUUACGUAUGAUAUAAUUUCGGACAUGAGCAAGGCGAACAUCAGUUUUGAGCCUGAUUACAAGGAAUUGAUGGUAAAGCAAAAACUUCUUGCAAGUUCUAAAGAUAGUUCCAAAGAGCCUCAAGGGUUUAAAAAGCCCCAAAAAUGGAAACCCAUGCCAGAAUCUCAGGGCCCUACUGUUAGCAACCAAUUUAAUUGGCAACCAGUUGACCCAACACCAUUCUCUGUUAAGCCUGAUGAAUUCCCUACUUUGGGGAAAAAAUGAAAUCUUAGUUGGCUGUAUUUGUAAUUUUAUUGUGAUGAAAUUUCUAUGUAUUUGUUACUAUUUCAUUCAUUGGUC
Messenger RNA from Frankliniella occidentalis (western flower thrips), 917 nucleotides. RefSeq lists its product as uncharacterized. Lineage: Eukaryota; Metazoa; Arthropoda; Insecta; Thysanoptera; Thripidae. The coding region runs from base 390 to 842 and encodes 150 amino acids. The record is from RefSeq and is a predicted model, not a curated record. The transcript has 5 exons.